Nicotiana attenuata is the source of this 929-nucleotide messenger RNA. RefSeq names its product auxin-induced protein 22C-like. Bases 144 to 671 code for a protein of 175 amino acids. The record is from RefSeq and is a predicted model, not a curated record. NCBI's taxonomy places the organism in Eukaryota, Viridiplantae, Streptophyta, Magnoliopsida, Solanales, Solanaceae. The transcript has 3 exons. Gene Ontology annotation, biological process: regulation of DNA-templated transcription. Gene Ontology annotation, molecular function: protein binding. Gene Ontology annotation, cellular component: nucleus.
GUUCCCUACCAUUUUUAUCUCAUGUGACCGACCAUUUAGCCUUCAUUGACCUGGCAUUGCUCCUCUCUAUACUAUAAAUUAAAACUACUACCCUUUUACUACUAACUCAAAAAAUUGACUCUUCAAAAAGAGCAAAAGAAAUAAUGGCGACAGAGCUUGUUAUUACUGAGCUAAGAUUGGGAAUUCCAGGGGAAAAGAAAAGGGUAUUUUCAGAGAUUGACAGUGAUCGAAAUAGCAGCAACGUUAACGACGAUGAUGAUGUCAAGUGUCACAACAAGAACCGAGUUGUUGGUUGGCCGCCGGUUUGUGCUUAUCGGAGAAAGAAUUAUAAUAGCUCUAAAUUAAUGUACGUGAAAGUUAGCAUGGAUGGUGUUCCUUUUCUUAGAAAAGUUGAUUUGGGGACUCAAAAGGAUUACUCUGAAUUUGUCAUGAAUCUUGAAAAGCUCUUUGGUUGCUAUGGCAUUUGUAAGCGAAGUGUGAAAGAAGGAGACAGUUCAGAGUACAUUCCAAUAUACGAGGACAAAGAUGGAGACUGGAUGCUUCUCGGCGACGUUCCCUGGGAGAUGUUUACUGAAUCAUGCAAAAGGCUGAGGAUCAUGAAGAGAUCUGAUGCAAAGGUGAUAGGGAUUCGAACAAAGGACUUUCUCAAGGGAAUGUCCAAAGAGAAAUGAGGCUUUUGAAUCACUGGAUUAGUGAGAACUAGAGUGAUUGACCACUGGACGAGUGGCCUCUCAUUCAAUCAAUUACGUUACUGUUUUAUGUUCGUAUGUUUGUUUUGAGAUAUACACUACAACAAAUGUAGCUGUAAUUUUAGUGUUGUAUAAGUAUAUGGUUUCCCUGUUCUAGCACCUUGUUAUGAGACGAUUUUAUUUUUGUUGCUCUAUUAUUGUUAUACUUUUAAUCGAGAAUGUGCUUAAAGCUCGCAGCUA